Coccidioides immitis RS is the source of this 701-nucleotide messenger RNA. RefSeq lists its product as uncharacterized. The record is from RefSeq and is a predicted model, not a curated record. Lineage: Eukaryota; Fungi; Ascomycota; Eurotiomycetes; Onygenales; Onygenaceae. The transcript is spliced from 4 exons. Bases 79 to 255 code for a protein of 58 amino acids.
CCCACUCUCUCUUUUGCAGAUAAGAUUAGGUCUUCAAGUAUUGUUGUUUCUUCUCUCCCCUUUUCAUCAGUUGUCAUCAUGUCUCUCACACCAGCUCAAGCUAGUUCUGCUACUCUAUCUCCCUCUCUCAUGGUUGUUGCUCUGGCCCUAGCCAGAAAUGUUGUUGUUGCCAUUCCCUCUGCUCCAGCAGAGUUUGUGGGUGCUGUGAUCUUGCAGAGUGCUUGGGACUGCCCAGCACUCUCCCCACAAGAUUAACAAUAGUGGUUCCAGACUACCUUCAUUCAAUUACUGCCAGCUGCUACUUUUGCUAGUGCAUUACAGAUCAAUCCAGUAGUCCUUUCAGGCCUCUUCUCUCACACAGGGGCACAAGCUUUGUCUGCCUGCAAAAGAGCAUGAUGUCACAAAUCUAUUCAAAGACCUGUGCUUAUUGCUGGUUUGAAUAAUUCAAAUCAGUUGUCUGUUCACACCCAGCUUCACAAGAGUAUUCUUAUGACUAGAGCUGGGGUUCAGCUGUCACUAGAACAGAAGUGCUCCACCUGCAAGAGAGCUCAGCAGGGCUAUAGCAAUAUAGUCUUUGCAAAGUAUAUCUCUGCAGGCUUGGGUCAAAAAUAUAACAACUGUCUAUAUUAUAAGCAUCUUGCUUACUCUUUCCAGCAGUGAGAUUAUAAAUAAUUGUUACAGAUCUUUACAGAAGAAGCUGA